GCACGAUCGGCGCUGAAGCAGUGGCGUGAGGAGCAUGUUCGACGUUCGGAAGAAGUAGUCGAAAUUUGGGAAUUCGUAUUAAGCAGAUAUCCAAGGUCGCUAGGUGAUGAACUUUGGUUAAUAUAUGAACAGGUUUGCAUUGCUGCAUACGAUUGUGCUAGAAUUGAUGUGGCGGUUGAAUGCAUCCGAGCAUUGCAAGAAAAAUUUCCUCGAAGCAAUCGCGUUCUUAAACUACAAGCAAUGCGUUUUGAGGCAAUUCAGAGGUAUGAUGACGCUUUCCACAUUUAUGAACAGCUCAUUGAAUCUGACCCAACGAAUAUGUCUUGUCGAAAAAGGAAAAUCGCCAUAUUAAAAGCGAAGGGUGAAAAACAGGAAGCUAUUCGAGAAUUAAAUGAAUAUUUGAAAGUUUUUCUGAACGAUAGUGAAGCGUGGUUGGAAUUGUCUAAUCUUUAUCUCCAGGAGCAAGAAUAUUCUCGGGCAGCACACUGUUUGGAAGAGCUUAUUUUAAUGAGUCCUCAUAAUAGUCUAUAUCUUCGGCGUUUGGGUGAAAUUCGUUAUUCUCAGGGAGGUCAGGAAAAUAUGGAAAUGGCAAAAACAUAUUUUGAACAUGCUAUUCGCACAAAUCCAGGUUGCUUAAGGUCUCUAUAUGGACUAUUGCUUUGUUGUAAUUGGUUAUCACAAAAAGCUACCGGUUCAAAGAAGAAAGAUUUGAUACAAAGUGGUGUUGGAGUUAUUGAUAAAAUCCUCUCUUGUUAUGAUAACGCUUCGGAAAAUGUGAACUCAUAUAUCAGCAAAGAAAUGCAAACAGUUGAAACCCUUUUGAAUCAUUUAUCCAUGUCGUAG
Molecule: messenger RNA, 843 nt
Organism: Dracunculus medinensis (Guinea worm)
Lineage: Eukaryota; Metazoa; Nematoda; Chromadorea; Rhabditida; Dracunculidae
Source: the annotation of a GenBank genome assembly